Symbiodinium pilosum is the source of this 2805-nucleotide messenger RNA. Lineage: Eukaryota; Dinophyceae; Suessiales; Symbiodiniaceae. The record is from the annotation of a GenBank genome assembly.
AUGGUCAACCUCGCAGCCUGCGAAGACACUCUGGCACUUUUCACGGAAGGCAUAGCCGGACGUUAUCUGCACAUCAAAGCCACCGCCGAAUUUGCCAACAAUCGGCAACUUGCUUAUCACAGUGAUCGCGCGGGCCAGGGUGCUGACGCUCUGUUUCUGCCGGAAGAGAUUGAUGCACCAGAUCAUCAUUGUUAUCGCGUACUGGUACUUGAGCAGAUCGGGCUGCGCGAGUGCGGCACAUUUUCAUUUCGUAUGGAGCGCGGCCUGGCUGACAUCAGCGAACUGUCGGAGCGUUACGAAGUACCCAAAGGUGCAACCCCCCGCACCGGCGAUUUUUUCCUGCUGUUCAGCGCCUUCGCACAACCGUCUCUGGCUACAGACCUGUUUAAUCUGUUCGAAAAAGCGCGAGUACAGGCGCACCUGUUACGUACCUACCCGGGCAUCAACCGACACAUGCAGCGAUACCACGAGCAUUUGCUGGAAACCGCUGAACUGCACUACGAUCCGCUCAGCUUUGGCCAUCGCAGCCUUUGGGGAGACAACGAAAUCCCACCGGAAUGGCAAUCACUAAGCACUGCUCUAAAGCGACUGCAGGGCCCAGAGCAAACCGUCUACGACAGCGUGCGCGCCUUGUGCCAACUGUAUGAUCAGGUCGCUGAGGCCUACGUUUUCGAAACCCUGAAGUCUUAUCCCAGCCCCGAAGAAUCAAUUCCCGACUGGCUGAAUCGAGAACAGCGCAUUGACGAGUGGGACGAAAAGCUAGAAGAGCUGGAUGAUCAGGUCAUGAUGGCUGACAUGAUUCACGCGGAAGACCUGGAAGCAGAACGCGGCGAAACCAGCGAAGCAGCUAUUCGCGAUGCAGAGGUCGACAUCAAGAUGUUGAUGGACGAACGCGACACCCUUAAGCGCCGCAUCGACAUGGAAAAAUCUUCUGUACAGCAUGCACUGGGCCCUGACCGUUCCGCAGCACGCAGCUACCGCUAUGAUGAGUGGGACUAUCUGCAACGUCGUUAUCUGACCCACUGGUGCCGCGUAUACGAAGAAUCCCUGUUAGGUACUGACGAAGAAGACAUAGAAGGGCUGAACAACGCCAUUCGCCAUUUUCAGGGCAUUGUGCAGAAACAACUGGAACAGAUACGUCCAACGGGUUUACAACGCAUCUCACGCGUUCAGGAUGGUGACGAACUGGACCUGAAUGCAAUCAUCGAAGCACGCCAGGAUAUUCGCGCCGGCCAGAGUCCCAGCGAGCGUUUCUACUCGCGCAAGGAGCGCAUGCACCGCGAUGUGUGCGCCAUUUUCCUGGUUGAUUUAAGCGCAUCCACCGAUGACCCGGUGGAACCACCCGAACCCAGAGACUGGUCGGACUACGACGAAGACGCAUCCGACAACAUGCGUGACCCAUGGUAUGCCGCGCUGACCAGCGACGAAGAAGAACCUGUGGUCGAGCGAAAAAUUAUCGAUAUUCAACGUGAAGCCAUGGUGGUGAUGGCCUCUGCGCUGGAUGCUCUGGGUGACAGUUAUGGCAUCUAUGGCUUUUCCGGCUACGGCAAAGACUGCGUAGAAGUAUUUGUGGCUAAAGAACCCCAGGAAGGUUUUUCUCAGCGCACGCUGCAGUCUAUUGCCGCGAUGAAGCCAAAGCGUUCCACUCGCAUGGGGCCUGCUAUCAGACACAGUACACACAAGCUGAUGCAAUCCGGCCAUGCGAUGAAAGUGCUGAUGGUAAUCAGCGAUGGUUUCCCCCAGGACAGCGACUACGGACCUGAGCGCGGCAAUCAUACCUACGGUGUAGAAGAUACCGCCAAAGCCAUCAAAGAAGCCCAGCAGAAAGGCGUGGAAACGUUCUGUAUCACGGUGGAUCGAUCCGGACAGGAUUAUCUGAAACAGAUGUGUCCCGACUCGCGCUAUCUGGUGAUAGAAGAGAUGGAAGACUUACCCGAUCAGCUAACGAAAGUGUAUGCAGCACUCACAGACCGGGCCAAAGCAGUCAAAGAAGCCGCACUGGUCCUGAAUGCUGUUGGCAUCAAGAAUACCAUUGCUCGCCAGCACAGCGAUUGGGUGAUCUGGGUUGCGCCUGACGAUCAAGCCGAAGCACACCGGCAACUGCAAUCUUACUGGGAAGAGAAUCAACCGAGGCCCGACCAGCCCGUGAGUGCCACCAUUAUUGAUAGUGGAUGGGCCGGCGUAGUGGGUUAUCUGUUUGUCAUCUGGCUGAUUCCAGCUUUAUCUGCUUACAGCGACCUGGACUUCCGCAGUCUCGGCCGGCUCGAUGCCGGCGCGGUGAUUGACGGACAAUGGUGGCGUACCGCAACGUCACUGACCCUGCACGCAGACAUCGCCCAUAUCGCGUCUAACUCACUGUUUGGCUGUGUUUUUGGCCUGUUUGUCGGACGCCACCUCGGCUCUGGACUGGGCUGGUUGCUGGUGUUGAUCUGCGGCAUAGCUGCGAACCUCUUGAAUGCUUUUGUCCAACCCGAUCAGUUUCUUGCCAUAGGCGCCUCAACUGCGACGUUUGCUGCGCUGGGCAUUGUUCCGGCGUUUGGCUGGCGCCGGGGCUUCUUCCGCGGCCGGGGAUUCAAACGUGGAUUCGCGCCGAUAUUCGGCGCUAUCGCCUUACUUGCAUUCACCGGCUUCGGCGCCGAGAACGUCGACGUGUUAGGUCACUUGUUUGGGUUUGCUGCAGGCAUUGGCAUGGGAUUGGCGAUAGCGCAUAUCAAACUCGACAACAUCAGCCUGGCAGAUCAGCAGCGUGCUGGCGUUGCCGCGUUCCUGAUUCUUGGCACUACCUGGAUAUUAGCGUUGCGCUAG